AUGGCAGCCCCCAUGAAGCCGCAAUCUCUUUCUUGCGUUUCAUGGUCCAAAUAUUUGUUUUAUUUUGCAAGUGAACAUUUAGACUUCAGACUUGCUGAAUUAGAAGCUAUAUCACAAGCUACAAAAUCAGAAGUGAGAUUUGAUGAAGAGUCAUAUGAUGUGAAGAAUCCAUUUCUGGUUGUUGAAUCACCAAGCAUUGAAUGUAUUCAUAGAAUUUUAUCAAGAUCUGUGCUACUUAGAUCUAUCCACCAACUGUUAGCUCAGGGAACCUCUACAGAAGAACUCCAUGAAAAUGUUAGGAAAAUGCCUAAAGAUCUCUUGGAUCCAUAUUCAAAACCUGAUCAAACAUUUGCCAUGAGAGUGGAAACAUUCAACAAAAAAAUACCCCAAAAAGUUAAAAUAGAAAAAAUAAAGGCUCUACCACUGGCUGAAUUAGGCUUUAAAGGGACAGUAGACUUAAAGAAUCCUGAUAAUGAAUUUCACCUAUUUGAAUAUUAUGGUUGGGAUUGUAAUAAUGCACCAGAUGAACCAUAUCACUCAUAUUUUGGAAGAAAGAUAGGUGAAGGUCAAAGAGAUAGAAUACAGGAAUACCAUCUACAAAAAAGACAUUUUAUAGGAAAUACAAGUAUGGAUGCAGGGCUUUCAUUUAUUAUGUCAAAUUUAGCUCAAGUUACUCAAAACUCUUUAGUUUUAGAUCCUUUCGUUGGAACAGGAAGUUUACUAGUAUCAGCAGCACAUUAUGGUGGUUAUGUAAUGGGAACAGAAAUAGACUAUUUAGUUUUACAUGCUAAAGGAAAACCUAGUCGAAGUAAACAGAAAGUGAGAGCUAUUGAUGAGAGUAUACAUGCCAAUUUAAAACAAUAUGGUUUAGAAUCUCAUUAUAUAGAUGUUAUAGUAGCUGAUUCUUCUAAACAAAACAUGUGGAGAGAUCAGUCUUAUUUUGAUGCCAUUAUAACAGAUCCACCAUAUGGUAUAAGAGAACCAGCUAAGAAAAUUCGAGCUGCUACAGAAGAUUAUAUUAUAACUGAUGAUAUGAAAGAUUGUCAUUAUCCACAGAAAGAGCAGUACGAACUAACAGAUAUAUUUAUAGAUUUAUUAAAUUUCGCAGCUAAAUAUCUUCAGUUAUAUGGUAGAUUGGUAUACUGGUUUCCUGUUAUUAGAGCACAAUAUUCAGAAAGCAAUAUACCUCAACAUCCAUGUUUUAAACUUAUAGCUAAUUGUGAACAACCUCUUAGUAUGAAAGUAGCUAGAAGACUGAUCACAAUGGAAAAGAUACAUCCAUAUAAGGAUGAUACAGCAGAAGCCAGAAUAGAUAUUGAUCAUUUCCAAGGGUCAUUUCGACAAAAAUAUUUUCACAAAGAAAAAGAAAUACCCAAUAAAACCAAUCCAUCUUGAUGAAUUUCAACAAAGUUCUAAAGAAGCAUUUUUAACUUUUGGUAGUGGAUUUGUAUUAUGAAGCAGAACUGUGUCAAGUCAAAGGAUCAUAUCAUCAGAGAUGAUGUAUAGAGAAUGUUUUUCUGUGAUACUUGAUUUUAAAUGUUUGUAAAUAUAAAUUAAAGUUAUAUGUCAAUCUC
This is a messenger RNA of Lottia gigantea (owl limpet), 1574 nucleotides long. RefSeq lists its product as hypothetical. Gene Ontology annotation, biological process: methylation. The transcript is spliced from 14 exons. Lineage: Eukaryota; Metazoa; Mollusca; Gastropoda; Lottiidae. Gene Ontology annotation, molecular function: nucleic acid binding. The coding region runs from base 1 to 1395 and encodes 464 amino acids. The record is from RefSeq and is a predicted model, not a curated record. Gene Ontology annotation, cellular component: cytoplasm.